AUGGCCGACGCAGGUGGAUGGAGCACAAUUGAAUCAGACGAGGGCUUGUUCACCUCUCUGAUCGAAACACUCGGCGUGAAAGACACCCAAUUCGAAGAACUCAUCUCCCUGGACGCAGACACAAUCCGAUCACUCGGACCCGUCUACGGCGUAAUCUUCCUAUUCAAAUGGACCCGGGAAGCAGCAGGCGCCCGCGCGGAAGCGCCCCUAGACGGAAGCUACGACACAACAGCAAGUGACAACCUCUUCUUCGCAGCCCAAACGAUCCAGAACGCCUGCGGGACACAAGCCAUCCUCUCCGUGAUCCUGAACCACGAUAACCCGCCCGCGCCCCUCCCAGCCAUCACACUUGGACCAGAGCUACAAUCGUUCAAAGAAUUCACGACUGGAUUCCCGCCCGAACUGCGCGGCGAAGCCCUCUCGAACAGCGAGGCCAUCCGCUCCGCGCACAAUAGCUUUGCGCGCGCGAGUCCAUUCGCGGACGAGACGGCCCGGCCUCAGGAUGACGAGAACAGCGCGGACGUGUACCAUUUCAUUGCGUAUACGCCUGUGAAUGGGAAGUUGUAUGAGUUGGACGGAUUGCAGCCUCAUCCGAUUAGCCAUGGGGCGUGUGAUAGUGGGUCGUUCCCGGAGAAGGUGAUUGAGGUGCUGCAGCGGAGGAUUGCGAGGUAUCCGGCUGGAGAGACGCAUUUCAAUUUGAUGGCUGCUGUGCGGGAUCCGAGGGGACGGGCGCGGGAGAUUGGGGAUGUGGAGACAUUGGAGAGGGAGGAGAGGAAGAGGGCUGCGUGGCAGUGGGAGAAUACGUUGCGGAGGUGCAAUUUUGUUGGGUUCAUUGGGGAGGUUAUGAAGGGGGUUGUUGCGGGGAAGGCGAAGGAUCCGCAGGGGAAGGCGUAUGAGGAGUGGGUGGAGGGUGCGAAGAAGGAGACGAGGAAGAAGCUUGAGAUGAGACGGUAG
Penicillium olsonii is the source of this 954-nucleotide messenger RNA. Lineage: Eukaryota; Fungi; Ascomycota; Eurotiomycetes; Eurotiales; Aspergillaceae. The record is from the annotation of a GenBank genome assembly.